Messenger RNA from Letharia columbiana, 798 nucleotides. RefSeq lists its product as uncharacterized. The coding region runs from base 1 to 798 and encodes 265 amino acids. The record is from RefSeq and is a predicted model, not a curated record. The transcript has 2 exons. Lineage: Eukaryota; Fungi; Ascomycota; Lecanoromycetes; Lecanorales; Parmeliaceae.
AUGUCGCCAAGGAUCCGGGAAACCAACAAGAGAGUCCCACUGCAAAGUUCCAGAAAAAAGGCAAAGUCGGCGCAGACCAGGUCGCCCUACCAGCCGUCCUGGCGCCUGGCAAUUCCGCUGACUCCAUUCACGCUGCCGUUGAAUCUUUUCCCAACGGACUUAUGGUGCAUUCGCUUCUGCUGCCAUCAACGAACUGUGGAACGAAGACAAAGCUUUCGUCGUAAAGAUAUCGGACCAACCUUGGCACCAGGAUCAGCGCCUGCCUGCCAACAGUUUCCAGCCAACACAUACUGCGACAUUGACGGGCUCGCUUGGAUAUUCAUCCGCUGGACCUUGACACUACAGAUCCCAUCCCCUGCGAAAAGGGUCUCGGCGCUGGACCUGGCCAACUGGCAAGUGUGGGGCGCUUACGACUCACUGGCCAACAACCUGGCGGGGAACGCGAACAGCCUGGGCAAGUACGGCCCCGACUUGGGAAUCAUCGCCCCAUCUGCGUGGCGCGUCCAGCACGAUUACGGCUUCUGGACCGACGAAACGCCCCAGGCCACCGUCACCUCGGUGCUGGCGAACAUUACGAACCUCGACUUGAGCCACAUCUUGUUGUGGAACUUGGCCGUCUGCGAUCUCGAUGGCGUUCUCGACGGCGCCCAUUUCAAGGCUUCCGGCACUCAAUGGACGGGGCACAUUACCUGUGCCUGCGCGAUGAUGAAGGACCUAAACGGCAAGGCGUUCCCGCUACCGUUGACUUCUAAUAACGCGAUUCCGCUGAACAUAUGCCGGCAAGCGUGGACAAAAUGA